Messenger RNA from Nilaparvata lugens (brown planthopper), 2187 nucleotides. RefSeq names its product venom serine carboxypeptidase. Gene Ontology annotation, biological process: proteolysis. The record is from RefSeq and is a predicted model, not a curated record. Gene Ontology annotation, molecular function: serine-type carboxypeptidase activity. The coding region runs from base 94 to 2004 and encodes 636 amino acids. The transcript has a single exon. NCBI's taxonomy places the organism in Eukaryota, Metazoa, Arthropoda, Insecta, Hemiptera, Delphacidae.
UUUGCAAACACUUGAUUGAAAUAGGUUACGAGUUAGGGAUGCAGUGAUGGAAGUUUUCAGUCGUUUUUUGAGUUUUGAUCAAGCUACAACAUAAUGUUGUGCUUAAAGUUUUUGUUGUUGUUAGUUGUAUUUUGUGCAGAGUCAACAUCGGGGAAGCAGAAUAUAGGUAAUGUUGAAGAAAAUGGACCAAUUGUAGUUUCAUCAACACACAACGACGAUGGUAAAUAUUUUUAUAAAAACGGAAGAGUUUCUCCUCGUGUAGGUUCAUCUCAUCAUAGAGACAAUGCUGUUGAAUCACAUCUGAAAUCAGAUCUACAGAGAAAAGUCAGUGAACCAAUUGUAACUAAAUCAUCGCACAAAAAGAAUUCAAUUCUUGAUCAACAUCCGAAAGACACUCUUCCAAGUUUGACUCAAAUCACAGUUGGAAAAGACUUAGUACAAUCGAAGAUAGGUUUAUCUGUUGGAAAAGAAGCUGUCAAACCUAGUUUUGUUCCAAAUUCGAAUAGAAAUGGCGUUAUUGAACCAAGUUUUCCUCAUAAAGGGCUGGAACCUAGUUUAGUGUCGUUGAAAACAGACUCUGAAAAUGCGUUAUUCUUCGAAAAUAAUGAAGAUAGUUUGGAUUUGUCAUAUUUUUUGACCAAUGAAACGGAUGAUUAUUCAAACUCAAUUCAUCAUAACGAGUUCAAUUCUGGUUUCGUAAAUGAUUUGAAUUCUAAUGAACCACUGUUUGUUACUCCUUAUUUAGAGAGAGAUGAAUCCGACAAAGCUAGAAAACUUUCUGAAGUAAAACCUUUUAUCAAAGGGCUUACCAGCUAUGCGGGAUAUUUUACAGUUCACAAGCAGUUCAACUCAAAUUUGUUUUUCUGGUUUUUUCCUAGUCAGCUAGAUUGGGAGAACGCUCCCGUAGCGUUGUGGCUCAAUGGAGGCCCCGGGGCGUCAUCACUUUUUGGAUUUUUUGUGGAAAACGGUCCGUUCUACCUUAAGGGCAAAAAACUACUGAAAAGAACUCACACCUGGCACAAGAAGGCAAACAUGAUCUUCAUUGAUAACCCUGUUGGGUCGGGGUAUAGUUUCACAGACUCUGAACAUGGCUACGCCAAAAAUCAAACAAUUGUUGGAAAACAGUUGUUGUCAGCGAUCUCCCAGUUUUUCCAGCUUUUUCCCAAUCUGAGGGUAAACGAAUUCUUCAUCACGGGUGAGUCAUAUGCGGGGAAGUAUAUUCCGGCUUUGGCGUACGCUAUACAUAAGGAUAACCCCACUAGAAACCCUGAAAGUAGAAUUAAUUUGAAAGGGUUGUUCAUUGGGAACGGGUUAACAGACCCUGUAAACAUGUUGAGGUACGGUGAUUUUUUGUAUCAGUUAGGGUUUAUUGAUGGUAAUGCGUUGAAAGUGUUGAAAAAAGCUGAGAGUCUGGUGGCGUCGAAUAUUAGGAGAAAAAAGUGGGGGAAAGCUACCGAAAUAUUCUCGGAGUAUAUCUUGGGGUAUGUAUAUUAUCCUUACAAACCCUAUAUGGAGAAUGUGACAGGUCUUGAUCAACAUUAUAAUUACCUUGUCACUGAUAAUAGCGACGGCUGGACUGGAGAUCAUGACAAAUUGGUGAACAGUGUGAAAUUCAGGAAUAGUAUCCACGUCGGUGGUAAAAAAUUUGAUAGCGGUCUCACUACAGCAUUGCACAUGAAGGAAGACAUCUUGAAAUCGGUGAUAACCUGGGUGGUGGAGCUGUUAGAUCAUUAUAAGGUUGUGUUCUAUAACGGACAGUUGGAUAUAAUUUGCGCAUAUCCGCUGACUGAAAACUUUUUGACGAAGAUGAAGUGGAAAGGCGCGAAAAGCUGGAAGAAAGCUGAGAGGAAAGUUUGGAAAGUGAAAGGGGAGGUUGCUGGGUAUGUGAAGAAGGUUGGGAAUCUGAGUGAGGUGAUGGUGAGGAAUGCGGGACAUCUGGUGCCUACUGAUCAACCUUUGUGGGGAAGAUUGCUUUUCGAGAAGUUCGUUUUUGGGAAACUGUGAGGACGUUUGAUGAAAUUUGAAUAUUUGUGGUUUUUAUAUGGAGAUAGUUGUUUCAAAGAAAAUAUUUUUCGUAAUUUUCAGAAGUAUCUGAGUUAUAAUUUGUUGACAGAACACGUGGAGACAAUUGAUUCUUGAGAAAACAAGUGUAUUUUUGGGAAUUUGUGAAAUGUUUUUGAAUAAAUA